Messenger RNA from Rhinolophus ferrumequinum (greater horseshoe bat), 5716 nucleotides. It is a transcript of the gene PELP1, whose product is annotated as proline, glutamate and leucine rich protein 1. The coding region runs from base 2523 to 5636 and encodes 1037 amino acids. NCBI's taxonomy places the organism in Eukaryota, Metazoa, Chordata, Mammalia, Chiroptera, Rhinolophidae. Gene Ontology annotation, cellular component: nucleus. Gene Ontology annotation, biological process: rRNA processing. The record is from RefSeq and is a predicted model, not a curated record. The transcript has 17 exons.
CCCUCAGAUUCAGCAGGGACCCCAGCGCCAGGACCUUGUCCCUCCCCAGCCUGAGAAACAGCUCACCCAGGAUUCCUGCCUGGAGGCUUUGGGGCUUAGCCCAGCACUAUCCCUCUCCCACUGUUUCCCAGAAGGAAAGGUAACCACAGGUCCUAAAUGUUCCCAACAUGGCAUCCCCUAAAGCUGGCUGUCAUGUCAAAUCCCCCUCCCAUCACUAGUUCCACUCCUCCCAUGGCAAUGGCCACUGGUUGCCACAGGAACCACCCUGGCUCUUCCCAGGGACUUCCCCGAGGGGCACCUGAAUGGGCAGGUUGCAGUAUUGUCUGUAAGACCUAACACGCUUCCCAUCUUCUCUGGUCUGCAGCUCCAAAGACAGCUGGAGUACUUGGAAGAGUAAUGGCCCCGGCCUUUGCCUCUAACAUGGUUUCUACUAUAGGCACUAAGUGGGGACCCUACUCCAUUAACUUCCUACUGUCCCCAUCUCUGAUCUCUAGCUUAAAAGCCUGUCUUUCAAGGCUCAGCUCAGAUAGCACCUCCUUUAGAAAGUCGCUCCUUUUUUUGGGGUUCUUGUCAUGCCUCGUUUAUGUUUUACUUGUGUGACACCAAGCAGGGGCAGUUAGCUCUGUACUGUCUACUGCACUAGAUAGAUAAUGACCAUCAGAGGCCUUAUUCACUUAGGCAUCCCCAGCGCAAUGCCAGCCAUACAACUACGAGGACGAUGCUAACUAACAUCUAUUGGGUGAGUACUCCACGCCCAGCACUGUUUAAAGUGUUUCAUGUGUGUUUUACUACUCUUCAUAACCCAGUGAUGCACGUCCUAAUAUUCCUAUUUUAUAGGUGAGGAAACUGAGGCACAGGAGAGAUCAAGUAUUUUGCCUAAGGUUACAGUGUAACUAGUGGACAGGCAGUCUGACUCCAAAUCCGUGCCCCUAGUCACCAAACUAUUAUACGACCCCGCCUCUGCAAUUGGCACCAAGUUUGUUAAAUUGAGGGAGAUUCACUUCCUAGUUGGUGAAACAACUAAGGCUAGACUCUACCUACUGCUGAAAGGGUAGGGAAGUGUCUGGCGACUCCAAUGCUCUGGCCACUUGUGGGCUUGUGUUUUGCUGUACCACCUCCCAAUCCAUUCUGCCUCAACACUAAUCCCUGGGAAGGGUCGCCAGAGAGAAACUGAAAUCCUGCCAACUGGCCCAUGCCUCCUCCAACCCAGCACCAGUUUCUGCUGUUAACUUUACUUGCCCCUUCUUCUCAAAAGGCCAAGCUGUCCAAAGGCCAUUCAGCAAAGGGUAUGAAGGUCCCAAUAUAUCCCCAUCCAAUAAAGGAGAGUAAACAUUGAUAUGGUGGCGGCUAGAAUAAGCACCCCACCUCUUACACUAGCUUGGGGGCUGAUUGCUCUGGCAUCAUACUGCUCUCCAUCCUCUUUGUUUUGGUUUUCCUUUUUGUCCCAGUGUUUCUUUCUAUUAGGAACCCUGGCAGAGGGCUAUGACUGCCAUAAUCAGUUGGCCAACUGCAAUGUAUGUGGCUUUGGGUAAUUUCGCUGGAGCAACUGCUGGGCACCUGCCCUCUGGAUCCUAACCCAGCCAACCUCCUGACAUACUAGGGAGGAGUAGCCUGAAUAUACUGAGGCUGGUCAAGUAGGCGGCGUGUAGGGGUGACAGGGAGGUGCCUGGGGGGUGGGACACAGAAGCAGAUGUCCCCUCACACUUCCUGCUAUUCUCUCCAUUUCCUGUGGCCCAGAAUUUGAUGGGGGUUGGGGGAAUUGUGCCAAGUCAGCAGUCCCCCUUUGGUCCAUCCUUCCUCCUCCCUGAACCACAUAACGGAAAUCGGGGGCCUCCCUCAAGUGACUUCCCCUUUCUUUGGGGUGUUUAACCACUAAUCCAGGACACCAAUCCUUCCUCUGAUCAUCUCUCUAAUACUGGUUGACUUGGUGCUCAGAAACCUGGGUUCUCCUAUUCUACGGGGGAGGGGAGUGGUGGGGCUGAUAUGAUCAUGUUUUGCAGAACAAGUGACAGCUCAGGACCAGGCCCCCAUUCCUGAUUCCCUGUGGAUAGAGGUAUACAGCCUCAUUUUUUCCUCUUUUGCUCCAGCUCCCCAGGGACUUAGGCAUUCACCUAUUGCCUCCUUGGGGGUGUUGGGUCACAACAGGAAGUGGAUUUUGCUAGAGACCAAAAAAGAGAACUCGGGUAUCAGUGGAAGGAAGGAGACUCGAUUGCACAGAAAACAUCCGGGGAGUGGAUGGCGUGCCCAAGGCAGAUAUUGCCUCUUCUCACCCUCGGUAAGAAGGAUAAGACUCAGACUCGGGGAGGGUCGCCACGCACUCUACUCCCCCAAGAUGAGGCUGUUGCUCCUAGCAACCUCAAGGAAGGCAGAAGUUUGGAAGCGGUGCUACCCGGCCUUCAGGACAGAACCUUUCAGCUGUUGGGGCAUUAGUGGGUCUCAGUAAUGCACGUCUCGGUUCUAUCAAAACUCGGUUUGAUGGCCUCUGUCUGCUGUCCCUGCUGGUGGGGGAGAGCUCCACGGAGAUGUUCCAGCAGCACUGUGUCUCGUGGCUCCGGAGCAUUCAGCAGGUCUUGCAGUCCCAGGACCCACCCCCCACAAUGGAACUGGCUGUGGCUGUUCUGAGGGACCUGCUUCGAUAUGCAGCCCAACUCCCUACACUCUUCCGGGACAUCUCUAUGAACCACCUCCCUGGCCUUCUCACCUCUCUGCUGGGCCUCCGACCAGAGUGUGAGCUCUCAGCACUGGAGGGAAUGAAGGCGUGUAUGACCUAUUUUCCUCGGGCUUGUGGGUCUCUCAAAGGCAAGCUGGCCUCAUUUUUCCUGUCUCGGGUGGAUGCCUUGAGCCCUCAGCUCCAGCAGUUGGCCUGUGAGUGUUAUUCCCGGGUCCCCUCUCUAGGGGCUGGCUUUUCGCAGGGCCUGAAGCACACCGAGAGCUGGGAGCAGGAGCUACACAGCCUGCUGGCCUCACUGCACAGCCUGCUAGGGGCCCUGUACGAGGGCGCAGAACCGGCUCCUAUGCAGUAUGAAGGCCCUGGGGUGGAGAUGCUGCUUUCCCCCUCAGAAGAUGGUGACGCCCAUGUCCUUCUCCGGCUCUGGCAGAGGUUUUCUGGCCUGGCCCGCUGCCUGGGGCUCAUGCUCAGGUCUGAGUUUGGGGCUCCCGUGUCCGUCCCUGUGCAGGGAAUCCUGGAUAUCGUCUGCCGGACCCUGAGCAUCAGUGCCAAGAAUAUUAGCUUACUUGGAGAUGGCCCCCUGCGGUUGCUGCUGCUGCCCUCCAUCCACCUUGAAGCCUUGGACCUGCUCUCUGCGCUCAUCCUCGCGUGUAGAGGCCGGCUUUUGCGCUUUGGUGCCCUGAUCAGCCGCCUGCUUCCCCAGGUCCUCAAUGCGUGGAGCAUUGGUAGGGAUACUUUGUCUCCAGGCCAGGAGAAGCCUUACAGCGCCAUGCGGACCAAGGUGUACGCUAUACUAGAGCUGUGGGUGCAGGUGUGUGGCACCUCGGCAGGUGUGCUGCAGGGAGGAGCCUCAGGAGAGGCCCUGCUCACCCACCUGCUCAGUGACAUCUCCCCGUCGGCUGAUGCCCUUAAGCUGCGCAGUCCCCGGGGGAGCCCUGAUGGGAGUUUGCAGAUAGGGAAGCCCAGCGCCCCCAAGAAGCUAAAACUGGACGUGGGGGAGGCUGUGGCCCCGCCCAGCCACCGGAAAGGGGAUAGCAAUGCCAACAGCGACGUGUGUGCAGCUGCGCUGAGAGGCCUCAGCCAGACCAUCCUCAUGUGCGGACCUCUCAUCAAGGAGGAGACCCACAGGAGGCUGCACGAUCUGGUCUUACCCCUGGUCAUGAGUGUCCAGCAGGGUGAGGUCCUAGGCAGCUCCCCAUACACCAGCUCCCGCUGCCGCCGUGAACUCUACCGCCUGCUGCUGGCUCUGUUGCUGGCACCUUCUCCUCGCUGCCCACCUCCUCUUACCUGUGCCCUGCAAGCCUUCUCCCUUGGCCAGAGAGAAGACAGCAUUGAGGUCUCUUCUUUCUGCUCAGAGGCCCUGGUGACCUGUGCUGCUUUGAUCCAUCCCCGGGUUCCUCCUCUGCAGUCCAUGGGCCCCACCUGCCCCACCCCCGCUCCAGUUCCACCUCCUGAGGCCCCAUCUCCAUUCAGGGCCCCUCCGUUCCAUCCCUCGGGCCCCAUGUCCUCAGCAGGCACCAUGCCCUCAGCCAGCCCCGUGCCCUCAGUGGGCCCCAUGCCCUCAGUGGGCCCCAUGCCCUCAGCGGGCCCCAUGCCUUCAGCGGGCUCGAUGCCCUCCGCAGGCCCUAUGCCCCCAGCACGUCCUGGACCUCCAGCCACAACCAACCACUUAGGCCUCUCUGUCCCAGGCCUGGUGUCUGUACCGCCCCGGCUCCUUCCUGGCCCUGAGAACCACCAGGCAGGCUCAAAUGAGGACCCCAUCCUUGCCCCUAGUGGCACUCCUCCGCCUACUAUACCUCCAGAUGAAACUUUUGGGGGGAGAGUGCCCAGGCCAGCCUUCGUUCACUAUGAUAAGGAGGAGGCGUCCGAUGUGGAGAUCUCCUUGGAAAGCGACUCUGAUGACAGUGUGGUGAUCGUGCCUGAGGGGCUGCCGCCUCUGCCGCCCCCACCCCCCUCAGGCACCUCACCACCCCCUGUAGCCCCAGCUGGGCCGCCAAUAGCCUCCCCUCCUCUGCCAGCCAAGGAAGAGCCUGAAGAACUUCCUGCCACCCCGGGGCCUCUCCCUCCACCCCCACCCCCUCCUGUCCCGGGCCCUGUGACACUCCCACCACCUCAGUUGGUCCCUGAAGGGACUCCCGGUGGGGGAGGACCCCCAGCCCUGGAAGAAGAUAUGACAGUUAUUAAUAUCAAUAGCAGUGAUGAGGAGGAGGAAGAGGAGGAAGAAGAAGAAGAAGAGGAAGAAGAGGAGGAGGAAGAUUUUGAGGAAGAAGAGGAUGAAGAAGAAUAUUUUGAAGAGGAAGAAGAAGAGGAGGAAGAGUUUGAGGAGGAAUUUGAGGAAGAGGAAGGUGAGCUAGAGGAAGAAGAAGAGGAGGAGGACGAGGAGGAGGAAGAAGAGUUGGAAGAGGUGGAAGAGUUGGAGUUUGGCUCAGCAGUGGGGGAGGUAGAAGAAGGAGGCCCUGCACCCCCCAGCCUGCCUCCAGCCCUGCCCCCCGCUGAGUCCCCCAAGGUGCAGCCAGAGCUUGAGCCGGAGCCAGAACCGGAGCCGGAGCUGGAGCCGGAGCCGGAACCAGAGCCGGAGCCCGGGCUGCUAUUGGAAGUGGAGGAGCCCGGGGUGGAGGAGGAGGAGCAUGGGGCCGAGACGGCACCCACACUGGCCCCUGAGGUGCUCCCCUCCCAGGGGGAGCUGGAGAAGGAAGCGGGGAGCCCCCCAGCGGGGCCACCCCCUCAGGAGCUUAUGGAAGAGGACCCCUGUGCUCCCCCAACCCUUCUGGAAGAGGAGACUGAAGUUGGGGGUGACAAGUUGCUACCCCCGCCAGAGGCAUCUGCAGCAGAAGAAAUGGAGACGGAGGGAGAUGCCACAGCUCUCCAGGAAAAGGAGCAGGAUGACACAGCUGCCAUGCUGGCUGACUUCGUCGAUUGUCCCCCUGAUGACGAGAAGCCACCACCGGCCACAGAGCCUGAUUCCUAGCCCUCUCCUACACCCCGCGCUCCUCGUUUUCAAUAAAGUUAUGUCCUUGGAUGUCGACUGCUGCUUCUGCCUUUUGCCAC